Molecule: messenger RNA, 2473 nt
Organism: Brachypodium distachyon (stiff brome)
Lineage: Eukaryota; Viridiplantae; Streptophyta; Magnoliopsida; Poales; Poaceae
Product: TATA box-binding protein-associated factor RNA polymerase I subunit B
Exons: 5
Coding region: 409-2286 (625 amino acids)
Biological process (GO): RNA polymerase I preinitiation complex assembly; nucleolar large rRNA transcription by RNA polymerase I
Cellular component (GO): RNA polymerase I core factor complex; RNA polymerase transcription factor SL1 complex
Molecular function (GO): RNA polymerase I core promoter sequence-specific DNA binding
Source: RefSeq, a predicted model, not a curated record
UCUCUCUCUCUCUCUCUCGCGAACUAACUCCUCCCUCCUACCGAGCGUCUCCCUCGCGGCGGCCGCCCCUCCGCCGCCAGCGCGCAGCCGGCCGCGCACAUCUCCUCCGCUGCAGGCGCGCCUUCUCUCCGCUGGCCGCGCACUGCUCCUCCGCCGCCCGCCUAGAGCCCCUCCGCCGUCCGUCCCGUUCCAUCUCCAGCGUGCCACCCCUCCGGCCAACCAAACACACCCUGUGCGUUCCUCGGCUCCCGGUGAUCCCAUAAUCUCGUCCCCAACUACCCGUCGAAUCCAUCAAGCUGACCCCCCAAGCUGACUGUUGAUUAGCAGACCUUCUAUUUAAGCUCUGCAUACCCACACUUGGAAUCGGGCUCUGCAGCUCCGCGAUUCCUGGUUCGGCCCACAGCUCCCAUGGACGACGACGGGGAUCACUACGGCGGCGGAGAAGGAAGCAUCACCCUGCGCUGCAAUGAGUGCUCCGCCACCGAAGUCUACAGCCCCGACGAUGCCGUGGACGGCUUCUUCUCGUGCCGCCGGUGCUACGCCGUCCAUACCUCCACCCAGGUGACCGCCACCGACCCCAACGAUUUCAACGACAGUAUGCCUUUUCUACGCCGUGUACCUACCCAGACACCUCAAACUCCCGCGCCCUACCGAACUCCUCACCCCGCGCAUGGCGGCCCAACCGCUCGCCCAUUCGAUGACUUUGAUGAGCCGAGCGCGCCUCAGGACUUCGCGCCUGGCGCUGAUGCUUGGGGCAAUCCCGAGGAGCUGGUGGCGCAGGUCCGGCGGCGCUAUGUGCUGGGGUUGCAAGUGAUCCUGCAGCGGCAGCUGGAAGUGCUGGUGGAGAGGCACCGUGUGGGUGCGCUCAUCUGCGGCGUUGCUGGAACAAUUUGGGUGCGGUUGGUGGCCGCGUCCAAGGUGUUCGAUGAAAUGUGGCCGCAGAAGGUGCUCGCUCAGGACGAGGCUGUGGAGAAACUGAAACGCUCUGCCAGUGAAGGUGACCAGAAACCUCACCAGGUGAAGUAUGAAUUGGCUGAUGCAGCCUUGGCUCGAAAAGGUACCAGAAAAAGGUGCGAGUUCAUCUUUCUGCGCUCAUUGAGGACGAUGCUGCCACUGUACUCAACAUUGGCUGUUUCUUUCUUGGCUUGUCAUAUUGCCCGGGAAGCCAUCCUACCUACUGAUAUUUCCAGGUGGGCAACUGAGGGUAAGCUUCCUUAUGUGGCAGCAUUUACAGAAGUGGACAAGCUCUUGGGGAGCGCUCUAAAAUGUCCUUUGGAUGCAAGACAACUAUUCAGGCCAGUUCGAGUGAUUGGAACAUGGCAACUGGAAGCCGCAGCUGGGUCCAUAGCACAAAGAAUAGGCCUGCGUCUUCCUUCAGUUAAUUUCUAUGCUAUUGCUCAACGCUACUUGAAUGAGUUGUCUCUGCCAGUAGAAAGAAUCCUCCCUCAUGCAUGCCACAUAUAUGAGUGGGCUAUGCCUGCAGAACUAUGGUUGUCUAGUAAUUCGGAUAGGAUCCCUACACGGGUAUAUGUAAUGGCCAUACUAAUAGUGUCUCUAAGAUUUCUGUACAACAUUAAUGGUCAAGGGAUAUGGGAGGAGAUCUGCGAGGCAGGAAUAACUGCAGGUGGGUCUGACCCUGAUGCAAAUUCACUACCAUCUAUGAAGCCUGAAUGCAGGACCAAUGCAUUUGGCACAAAAGAGUUGCUCUGCACUCUUGCAGAGGCUUGUGAUAAAAUUGAUGUUGGACAUGACUAUUCGAAGGACCUUCGCUCUUAUCUCAAAUAUUGCAAAGAUGUCGUUUUUCCUGGGAUUGCAUAUUCAGUUGAGGAGGCGCAUUUAAUAGAGAUCUUUCAUGAUAUGUACAAAGCAGGAGAGGAUGAUAAUCCAAAAGUGCACAUGGAGGAAAUGCAAACUACGAAUGGAGUGAAUAAACGCUGCCAGGAUGGAACAUUUGUUGGUGCAAGGCGCUUUUCUACAUCAUCAGGGAUACAAAGGAUUAAGUCAGAAAUGGAAGAUCAUGGAUUUUGUUAUAUGCCGCCAGGGAGGGGGCUAAGAUCAGAUAAUUAUCUUCACUAUAGAAGGAAGACAGUAUCUGGCAGUCUUGUUUCCGUUUCACAUGCUGAUUAUUACAUAUUGAUACGCGCCUUUGCAAAGCUUGCAGAAGUUGAUAUUAGGAUUAUUCAUGCCAGUGUGCUAAAACUUGAGCGGAGGCUUGCCUCGAUAGAAAAACGAAUAGGCAGAAGCUUGGAUGCCUUGCAAAAUCUACCUAGCCUCGCAAAUGGUUAACCUAUCCAUGUACAUUGGCAUUCUCAUUCCUGAAAAUGGUUUAGCAUCUGUAACUGUGUGGGUGGCUUCAUUCCAGAGUUACUCUAUGUAGAUGACCCUAUGUGUACUCCAUCUCGUAAUUGUUUAUUGGACCAAGAGGUGCUCUUCAUUAAUUAAACAGGCUACACUUUAUAAUUUUAUUAUUUUA